AUGUAUGUUUACCCCCCACCUCAAGUAAUCCCUUACAAGCUAGGGACUGCAAAGGUAGAAGUUGUGGAACAAGGUUUAUUGGACAAAGAUAUGGUGUUAUCAGUGUUGAAGAUCAACUUGGAAGUAGCACAUAAUCGAAUGAAGCAAUAUAGUGACAGAAAGAGAAUUGAAAUGCAUUUGGAGGUUGGAGAGUUGGUCUACUUGAAAUUGGUGCCAUAUCAGUUACAAGCUCUAGCUCCACAUAGCUACCAUAAGCUACAACUAAGGUACUAUAGCUUUUAUGAAAUCGUGGAGAAGGUUGGAAUGGUGGUUUACAAGCUAAAACUCCCUGCAAAAACCAAGAUUCAUCUUAUCUUCCAUGUGAGCUGCCUCAAGAGACAACUAGGUUAUGCAAUCACUCCACAAUAUGUGUUGCCUCAAGUCAUAGAAGAUGGGUUGGCUCAUAACAUUCCUCAAGCAAUUCUUGCUAGAAGGAUGUACAAAAAGGGUAGUGUUGCUGGUGUACAAGUGCUGGUGCAAUGGAAUGACCAAGAGGAAGCUAAUGCAACUUGGGAGGAUUUCGAUGAGCUCAAGAAUAAGUUUCCAGAUUUUCCACUUUGA
Messenger RNA from Malus domestica (apple), 600 nucleotides. Lineage: Eukaryota; Viridiplantae; Streptophyta; Magnoliopsida; Rosales; Rosaceae. The record is from RefSeq and is a predicted model, not a curated record.